UCAAUCCUUAAACCCUUCCAUCCUCAACGCCACUGGUAGCGUAAAGUCCCCACUGUCAUCUCUCUCUCCACCGUCUCUCUAGCCAUGUCCUUGUUUCUCAGAGCCUUUCCUCUCAUAGCUCUUCGCUCCAAACCCUUCCCUCUCUGCCGCACCAUUUUCAAACUCAAUCCAAAACUACUCCCGAACAGAACCAUUUCCUAUGCUUCUGCUUCUUUUUCCACAGAAACCCAAAUUUCCGAUCCCAAACCCUCCAUAAUCCUCAAGGACACUCUUCAAUGGGUCAACCGAACCGGAUUAUGCGGCGAAUUAUCUGUUGACGAUGUGGGCAAACGGGUCCGCCUCUGUGGGUGGGUUGCGCUUCACCGUGUCCAUGGAGGUCUCACUUUCCUCAAUCUACGCGACCAUACCGGUAUCGUUCAGGUUACAACCCUUCCCAAUGAGUUCCCCAAAGCACAUUCUACCGUGAAUGAGUUGAGACUUGAGUAUGUGAUUGCUGUAGAAGGCAUUGUUCGAUCUCGGCCAAGUGAGUCAAUCAAUAAGAAAAUGAGAACUGGCUUAAUCGAGGUUGCUGUGGAGCAUGUCCAAGUGUUGAAUGCUGUGACAUCUAAGUUGCCCUUCUUGGUUACCACUGCAGAUGAUGCGAAAGAUACUGUUAAGGAGGAGAUCCGUUUGAGAUACCGAUGCCUUGACCUACGCCGGCAGCAAAUGAAUUCCAACAUUAUGCUAAGACAUAGAGUGGUGAAACUCAUUCGAAGAUACCUAGAAGAUAUACAUGGUUUUGUGGAGAUUGAGACUCCAAUACUCUCUAGAUCUACUCCAGAGGGUGCUCGGGAUUAUUUGGUGCCCUCAAGAGUUCAGCCAGGGACAUUCUAUGCUUUGCCCCAAAGUCCACAACUGUUUAAGCAAAUGCUAAUGGUCUCCGGCUUUGAUAAAUAUUAUCAAAUAGCAAGAUGUUUUCGAGAUGAAGAUCUUAGAGCAGAUAGACAGCCUGAGUUCACACAGUUGGAUAUGGAAUUGGCUUUCACUCCUUUGGAGGUUAUGCUGAGGCUCAAUGAAGAUUUGAUAAGACAGGUUUUUCUAGAGAUUAAAGGCAUCCAACUACCCAACCCUUUCCCUAGGCUCACAUAUGCUGAAGCAAUGAGUCGAUAUGGUUCUGAUAGGCCAGAUCUUCGUUUCGAUCUUGAGUUGAGAGAGGUGUCUGAUGUUUUCUCAGAGACUACGUUCAAGGUGUUUGCAGAUACUUUGGCAAGUGGGGGAAUUAUCAAAGUCUUAUGUGUGCCUUCAGGUGCAAAACAUUAUUCAAACACGGCUCUUAAAAAGGGUGAUAUUUACAGUGAAGCAAUCAAAUCUGGAGCGAAGGGUUUGCCCUUCCUGAAGGUCUUGGAUGAUGGGGAAGUUGAAGGAAUUUCUGCACUGGUAUCAAGUUUGGAUCCAACAAAUAAAAAGCGGUUACUAAAACAAUGCUCUGCAGGAUCAGGUGAUCUCAUAUUAUUUGCAGUGGGUGACCAUGCUUCAGUUAAUAAAACUCUAGACAGAUUUAGGGUAUUUAUAGCCCACGAACUGGGUUUGGUUGAUCAUUCCAGGCAUUCAAUUCUGUGGGUGACCGAUUUUCCAAUGUUUGAGUGGAACAGUGCAGAGCAGAGGCUUGAGGCCUUGCAUCACCCUUUCACUGCCCCAAAUCCUGAAGAUAUGGAAGAUCUUUCCUCAGCCCGUGCCUUAGCUUAUGACAUGGUUUACAAUGGUGUUGAGAUUGGUGGAGGAAGUUUGAGAAUUUUUAAGCGCGAAGUCCAAGAAAAGGUUUUGGAAAUUGUUGGAAUCUCACCAGAACAGGCUGAGGCAAAGUUUGGCUACCUUCUAGAGGCUCUGGACAUGGGUGCUCCUCCACAUGGGGGGAUAGCUUUUGGACUGGAUAGGUUGGUGAUGCUAUUGGCAGGUGCUAAUUCCAUCAGGGAUGUUAUAGCCUUCCCAAAGACCACAACUGCUCAGUGUGCCCUGACUAGGACACCCUCAGAGGUGGAUCCUCAGCAACUAAAAGAUCUUUCAUAUCAGACCCAAUAGUUACUCACUUUGUUUAUUUGCUCAUCCAUUUGCUAACUUAAUUUGGUUGCCCAUUUCAUUAGUAUUAUUCAUUCACUAGAAGAUCAUUCAGCUCCAGGGCUGCAUCCAAUACAGUUUUGGUUCACAAGGUGUAUAAUUUGGAGAAAGAUUUGUAUUACAUAUGGAUUUUGCUAUUUAUUUCUCAUCAGUAUUGCAUUAAAAUUCCUGUCUUAA
Vitis riparia (riverbank grape) is the source of this 2271-nucleotide messenger RNA. Its product is annotated as aspartate--tRNA ligase, chloroplastic/mitochondrial. Gene Ontology annotation, cellular component: cytoplasm. Bases 85 to 2058 code for a protein of 657 amino acids. The record is from RefSeq and is a predicted model, not a curated record. Lineage: Eukaryota; Viridiplantae; Streptophyta; Magnoliopsida; Vitales; Vitaceae. Gene Ontology annotation, biological process: aspartyl-tRNA aminoacylation. Gene Ontology annotation, molecular function: ATP binding; nucleic acid binding; aspartate-tRNA ligase activity. The transcript is spliced from 15 exons.